AUGGAUGAGAUCGGAGGAGGGUCGUCUGAAUCUGUGUCUGCAAUGGCUAGUCCUAGAUCGGUAAUAACCUAUGAGUAUCGUGAUGAAGGUUUUUGCCCCAGGCAAGUUUCACCGAUUAGGAUAUGUGAGUCGAGGAAUACUAGCCCCAUGGGUCGUGUAGGGCCAAGGAAUACGAGCCCUUCAAGGCAAAAAGUAGUGAAGACCAAACCUCGCGGUUUGGAUGAAGAGACGGCUUCUACAUUUGGGAAAUCUGUUCAUUGUGAUGUUCAGAUGGAGGACAACAUAUGGGCAAUGUUGCCUGAGGAUCUUUUGAAUGAGAUUCUAGCUAGAGUUCCCCCAUUCAUGAUCUUUCGCCUUCGUUCGGUUUGCAAACGUUGGAAUUCAAUUCUUCAAGACAAUAGCUUUCUUAAAUUCCACUCCCAGGUGCCUUCUCACGGUCCUUGUCUUCUGACAUUUUGGAAGAACUCUCAGACUCCACAGUGUUCUGUUUUCAGUCUGCCUUUGAAAACCUGGUAUCGAGUUCCGUUCACAUUUCUGCCGCAGUGGGCAUUUUGGUUGGUUGGUUCUUCUGGUGGGCUCGUUUGCUUCUCAGGGCUGGAUGGGUUAGCUUUCAAAACUCUGGUCUGUAAUCCACUGACACAAACCUGGAGGACCCUGCCUAGCAUGCAUUAUAAUCACCAAAGGCAGUUGAUAUUGGUUGUGGAUCGUUCAGAUAGGUCCUUCAAAGUUAUAGCUACCAGUGAUAUCUAUGGUGAUAAAUCUUUGCCAACUGAAGUUUAUGAUUCAAAGAUGGAUAGAUGGUUGGUUCACCAGAUAAUGCCUACAAUUAAUCUAUGCUCUUCAAAGAUGGCAUAUUGUGACUCUAGAUUGUAUCUCGAGACUCUUUCUCCUCUCGGUUUGAUGAUGUAUAGUCUUGACACAGGUUAUUGGGAGCAUAUUCCUGCUAAGUUUCCACGCUCUCUGUUGGAUGGAUACUUAGUGGCUGGCACUCAACAGCGAUUGUUUUUGGUUGGAAGAAUCGGCCUUUAUAGCACUCUUCAGAGUAUGAGAAUUUGGGAGUUGGAUCACACCAAAAACACGUGGGUAGAGAUUAGUAGAAUGCCACCAAAGUAUUUCAGGGCACUGCUAAGGUUAUCAGCUGAGAGAUUUGAGUGCUUCGGUCAGGAUAAUUUGAUUUGUUUCACAUCAUGGAACCAAGGGAAGAGUCUGUUGUAUGAUGUGGAUAAGAAGGUUUGGUCGUGGAUUGCUGGAUGUGCUCUUCAGUCAUAUAACAGCCAGGUGUGCUUUUAUGAGCCUAGAUUUGAUGCUUCAAUCUAUUGA
Messenger RNA from Linum tenue, 1320 nucleotides. NCBI's taxonomy places the organism in Eukaryota, Viridiplantae, Streptophyta, Magnoliopsida, Malpighiales, Linaceae. The record is from the annotation of a GenBank genome assembly.